AUUUAACAUCUUCAUUAUUACAUAGUCAAUGAUUGAAAUAUUUGACAUUUUACACGUGUCGAUACAAACUAAUGUAUGUAUAUUACUAAUUAUUGAAAAGACAAAUGUUCUAUAAAUUAAAAAUAUAUUAAAACAAAACUGAUGUUUGAGAAAAAUGUUUGAGAGUGAUGAUUGGGAUCUUGAUCAGGAUUUCUUGAUUGACGUAGAUGAGAAAGUAAAUAAUUAUUAUUCUCAAAAGGAUAACCAAGAAAGUGAACCUAAAAAACGUAAAAUAGAUAUAAAUGAUGAUUCAAUUUUUUCAUUUGACCGUGAUGUAUCAUGGAAAGAAAGUACCGCAAAUAAAAGUACAGAGAAAUGUGAUGAAAAUAAAGACUCAAGAAAGAAUUUAAUUCUUGAAAUAUUUAAUAAGAAUGAAUUUAAAGAUGCGUUCAGUGAUUUGAAAAAUUUAUGUGAUAAUACUUCAUCAAACACCUCUGUGAAUCAAGUACAAAGCUGUAAAAAUAAUCAAUUACCUAGGAAAAAUUUAGUACUUGGAAUACUCAAAAACAAAAAUGUACAGGAUAAAGUGAUAGAAAAUAAUACAAAGAAUUUAGAAUUAAAAAAAGUUGUACCAAAAUUUAAUGAAAAGUUAGAAAAUACAGUAUUCAAUAAUGAAAGAAAAUGUCAAAUCUCUAAGACUACUUCUAAAACUGAAAAUAAAUUAAAUAAUGAUAAUUCUACACCAUCUUUGUUUGAGAAUUCAAAGAAACAGUUAUUGUGUAAUGUGUUAAAGCAGAACCCUAUAGACAAUAUACAAACCAAAAAUGAUAUUACAAAAAAAAUUUUACCUAUAUUUAAACCACAAAUAGAGUCUAAUAAGAAGAUGACAUUAAUCAGAAAAUUUCCUGGUCCAGCUGGGUUGUUACCAGAUAAUAUAGACACUAAUAUAUCAUGUAUUUCAUAUUUAAAUAGUUUGGAAGAAAGUGAGAUGAAAACAAAAGAGACAGAUUCAAGUAAUCUAUCUGAAUAUUGUUCUCAAAACACAAAAAAUCUAUUUACGGAAGGUCCUUGGCAAUUAAUGUUGGGUGAUUUACCAGAUAAUUUUCUGAAAGGUCAUGAUAUUGCUACUACUAAACAAAUAGCAAAUAUGAAUGGUUUCAAUAGUACAAAAGUUGAAUUUUUGGCAGGAAUAAUAGAACAUAUAGACUAUAGUCAUGAUAAUCCCCCUAUUGUUUUGAAAGAUUUCACGGAUAAAAUUCAUGGAAUUGUACACAAAGAUAUACCACUUAAAUAUCCUGAUUUGUUAGAACCUAACGUUGUUGUACUAUUACAUGAUGUAGGCCUUUUAAGAACUUCUGGAACUUUUGUUUUGAAUAAAUAUCAAGUUCUAAUUUCACCCUCCAGUUUAUUAGCAAUUUAUACUAGUGAAGGCACAAUAGAACGUACAGAGUAUAUGGAAGCAAUUUUUGGAAAUAUUUCAGAUGGUAGAAUGAAGACAGAGGGAAAAGAGAAAGCAGAUUGCAUUUCUGCAACAGCUUUGGAGGCACACUCAUCAAAAGGUGAUAGUCAGUUUAUUGAGAAAAACAAUAGUAAUAAUAAAAAGUCAAUAUAUUUCAGAAAGAAUAUAGAAAGUGUUAUUAAAAAAGAUUCAAGUUUCUCUACAAAUUCGAACGAAAUAGACGAAAAUACAGACGAACCAAUGGAUUUUGACACUGAUGUAUCUUUUUCAGUGUCUUUUAAUAAAAUUACAGACACACAGAUUGAAAAGAAUUUUAAUACUUCAAUGUCUAAGAAUUUGGAGCACGUGAAGGAAGAAAGUAAAAAACAAAAAUCUAAACUGUUACUAACAAAACAAAAGGAUAACAUACAGAAUGAUGAUAUAGAAAGAGCUAAAGAUUUAUUAAGAUCUUUGAAAAGAUCUACUCCAGAUAUAAAUGAGAAAAAAUUCUUUUCUUGUAAUUUCAAAAUUUUACAAACAAAUGCUGAGCAUUCAACAGCAGCAAAUAUCUCUCUUAAACGAACUGAGUCUGAGAAAUUAAAUGAUAUGUUGUUUGAAAAAAUAGGUAUUGAUAAAUGCCCAGAAAAAACUGUUUCUUCAGCUUGUCAUAAAGAAGUGGAACAUUCUUCGCCUUUUAUACGAUAUAAAUUACCUCAGUUUAAAAAUGCUGAUACACUAACACUUCCAGAAAAUUCUGCACCUACAGCUACAUUAGAUUCACCGAAAAUAUCUGAUAAGUUGGCAGAAAAAGAGCUUCUCGGAACUUCAGAAUCUAUGUGUGAUAUAUCUCGCGAUACCGAAAAUGACUCUGACGACGAAAUGUUAUCUCAGUUAGAUAUGGACAUCAUUUUCAGCAAUUACAGUAAUAAAAAUUAGACAUC
Molecule: messenger RNA, 2358 nt
Organism: Bombus pyrosoma
Lineage: Eukaryota; Metazoa; Arthropoda; Insecta; Hymenoptera; Apidae
Exons: 2
Coding region: 155-2353 (732 amino acids)
Biological process (GO): recombinational repair
Source: RefSeq, a predicted model, not a curated record